Molecule: messenger RNA, 8725 nt
Organism: Stegostoma tigrinum
Lineage: Eukaryota; Metazoa; Chordata; Chondrichthyes; Orectolobiformes; Stegostomatidae
Gene: ube4b
Product: ubiquitination factor E4B, UFD2 homolog (S. cerevisiae)
Exons: 29
Coding region: 256-4314 (1352 amino acids)
Biological process (GO): protein polyubiquitination
Cellular component (GO): nucleus; cytoplasm; ubiquitin ligase complex
Molecular function (GO): ubiquitin-ubiquitin ligase activity
Source: RefSeq, a predicted model, not a curated record
GCGCGCCGCGUCACGUGAUCGAUUCAAAAUGGCGCCGGUGUUGUUUUGAUGAAUAAGAGACUUUGUGUCAAAGGCAGGGGCCUCCCUUACAGAGGCCACGGGGCAUUGGGGAAAAUAAAAGAAAGGCAUUUCUCUUCCCUUUCUUCCUGAUCAGCAGUAACGUUUAUUUAUGUUUAUUAAAAUAGUUUGAGAUAAACUAUGCACUUUUGUUGAAAAAAGUAAGGUUUUAACGAAAAGGAACAAUAUACUGAAAGAAUGGAAGAACUUAGUGCUGAUGAGAUUCGUAGAAGACGUCUUGCACGGCUGGCUGGUGGACUGACUUCACAACCUACCACUCCACUUACCUCCCCACAGCGAGAAAACCCACCUGGAGUGUCUACAGCAACACCAAACAUAUCUCAAAAUAUGGCCCUAAGUGUACAGAGCAUGACUCCUGCCACAUCUCCUAUUGGAGCAACAGGAGUUGCACAUAGAAGCCAGAGCAGUGAAGGGGUGAGCUCACUCAGCAGUUCCCCAUCAAAUAGCCUUGAGAACCAGUCUCAGAGUCUCUCCCGCUCUCAGAGUAUGGAUAUCGAUGGUGUUUCCUGUGAGAAAAGCAUGUCUCAAGUGGAUGUAGACUCAGGAAUUGAAAAUAUGGAAGUUGAUGAGGGUGAUCGGCGGGAAAAACGGAGUUUGACCGAUAAGGAACCCUCAUUGGGCUCAGAUGUGUCAGAAGAACAAGCACUUUUGCUGAUAUGCAAAAUCUUCCGGGUCUCUUGGAAGGAGCGUGAUAGGGAUGUAAUCUUUUUACCUGGUCUGGCUGCAGAGUUUAAACAGAAUGCAAAAGAAGUGUUCUCAAAUUGGAAAGACUUGAUCGGCCAAAUUCUAAUGGAGGUUCUGAUGCUGUCCACUCAAAUGCCAGAAGACAACCCGUUUGCCAGUUUGACUGCCACCUCUCAACCUAUUGCAGCAGCUGCAAGGUCACCUGACAGGAGCUUGCCUCUUAACCCUCCAUCAAAUCAUGGAACAAGUCCGAUGUUUUGCAGCCCAGGUUCUUUUGGUGCCAGUUCUUUAUCAAGUCUAUAUGGAACCAGCCCAAGUUCUCGAUCCUUUGCAGCAAGCCAUCCUUCCAAGAUUGCAGGCAGUGCGAAUCAGCAGCCUAAGUUUGCAAGCCCCAUCUCAGUGAUGCCCAGUUCUCCAUGCCAACGUACUAUGGUUACUUGUUCAUCCUCCACUCAGGCCAGUUCUUCAGGACAGCCAUCAUUGACCAUGAGCUCCCCACCCUUAUUCUCAACUUCUCCCAGGCUAAGGAAUGUUGGUACAAAUCCACUGCCAAUCACACCUGCCUCUUCUAGUGCACAAACUGUGGCCAGUAGCCCUUCUUCAAUCCAAAUAAGUUCUCCAAGGCAACGACCCACCAUAAUGGGUCCACCGUUAUUUCCAGUCACUUCUCCAGCAACUUCCCGUUCUUCUGCACUGAGCCCGCUACCACCUAGUAUCUACAACAACCCCUUUUCCCUUCUCCUCUUCGCUCUUUCUGAUUUACCUGAGGACAGCAGUGAUGAUGAUGACGAUGAUGAGGAAGAUGAUGUUGAUUUGUCUAGUGUCCAGUUCGGUUCCAGUCUAGGCACAAGUGGUUCUUGCACAGAGUCCGGCAGCGAUCGUUUCACAAUUGAAGCAUGUAAGGAGACUGAAAUGUUGAACUACCUCAUAGAGUGCUUUGACAGAGUUGGAAUAGAAGAGAGAAAAGCUCCAAAGAUGUGCAGUCAACCAUCUGUUAGUCAGCUGCUCAGCAACAUCCGAUCCCAGUGUAUCUCCCACACAGCUCUUGUGUUGCAGGGGGCCCUCACACAGCCAAGGUCCUUGUUGCAGCAGUCGUUACUAGUACCAUAUAUGUUGUGUAGGAAUCUUCCUUACGGCUUCAUUCAAGAGCUAGUUAGAAUGACCCAUCAGGACUCCGAGGUAUUCAAACAGAUUUUUAUUCCAAUCAUACAAGGCCUAGCACUGGCUGUGAAAGAAUGUUCUUUAGAUGGCGAUAAUUUCAAGUAUCCACUUGUGGCAUUGCAAGAAUUAUGUGAAAUUAAGUUUGGGAAGAUGCAUCCUGUGUGCACUUUGGUGAUCUCACUUCCUUUGUUCUUGCCUGAUCCUUUAAGUCAAGGCACAGGCAGAGAGUUGCAGAGACUUUCGGUUCUUGGCUCUUUCUUCAGCCUGUCUGUGUUUGCAGAGGAUGAUACGAGAGUUGUUGAGAAAUAUUUCUCUGGACCUACACUGACACUUGAAAAUACUAGAGUUGUUAGUCAGUCCUUGCAGCAUCAUCUAGAAUCAGCCAGGACUGAUCUCUUCAAAAUUUUGCACAAUAUUUUACUUAAUGGUGAGACUAGAGAGUCUGCAUUAAAUUACAUGGCAGCAGUGGUAAAUCGCAAUAUGAAGAAAGCACAAAUGCAGACAGAUGACCGACUGGUAUCGACCGAUGGGUUCAUGUUGAAUUUUUUGUGGGUGCUACAGCAACUGAGCACAAAGAUCAAGCUAGAAACCGUUGACCCGAUGUACAUUUUCCACCCAAAGUGUCGCAUCAACAUACUAUCUGAUGAGACGCGUGUGAAAGCCUCUAUGGAAGACAUUAAAAGCUGGCUUUCUGAACUCAAUGAUCAGUCUAAGUUUGCUGAGCCAAAGUUCCCCACAGAAUGCUUCUUCCUGACACUACAUGCGCACCACCUUGCUAUCUUGCCAAGUUGCCGCCGAUAUAUAAGAAGACUGCGAGCUAUUAGAGAUCUAAACCGGACUGUGGAGGAACUGAAAAAUAGUGAAAGUCAGUGGAAGGAUUCUCCAUUGGCAAACAGACACAGAGAGAUGUUGAAGCGAUGCAAGACACAGUUGAAGAAAUUGGUGCGGAGCAAGGCAUGUGCUGAUGCUGGUUUGCUAGAUGAGAAUCUAUUGAGAAGAUGCCUCCAGUUUUAUGGCACAUUAAUUCAACUGAUCUUUCGUCUGGUUGAUCCACACUACCCAGACAUGACACUGCCCCUUAACCUAGAGAUCCCGAAGGUGUUUGCAGCAUUGCCUGAAUUCUAUUUAGAAGAUAUUGCAGAAUUUUUGCUGUUUAUUGUACAAUAUUCCCCUCAGGUUUUGUAUGAACCUUGUACUCAGGACGUUGUGACCUUCCUUGUUGUAUUUAUCUGUAGUCAGAACUAUAUCCGAAAUCCUUACUUGAUUGCCAAGUUGGUAGAAGUCAUGUUUGUGACAAAUCCAGCAGUUCAGCCUCGAACACAGAAAUUCUAUGAGAUAAUGGAGAAUCAUCCAUUGGCUACUAAACAACUUGUGCCUGCAUUAAUGAAAUUUUACACAGAUGUUGAACAUACUGGAGCAACCAGUGAAUUCUAUGACAAGUUCACUAUCCGUUACCACAUCAGCACAAUCUUUAAGAGCCUUUGGCAGAAUGUGGCACAUCAAGGUACCUUCAUGGAAGAAUUUAAUUCGGGAAAGCAAUUUGUUCGUUACAUCAAUAUGCUCAUAAAUGACACCACCUAUUUGCUGGAUGAAAGUCUAGAUUCUCUCAAACGCAUCCAUGAGGUACAAGAAGAAAUGAAGAACAAAGAGCGCUGGGAUUCAUUGCCCAGAGAUCAGCAACAAAGUCGGCAAUCACAGCUGACACAGGAUGAACGUGUCUCCCGCUCGUACCUUGCUCUUGGGGCGGAAACAGUAGAUAUGUUCCAUUAUCUCACCAAACAAGUACAAAAACCUUUCCUAAGACCUGAACUUGGCCCACGCCUAGCUGCCAUGUUAAAUUUUAACCUGCAGCAACUAUGUGGACCGAAAUGUCGCGAUCUAAAGGUAGAGAAUCCAGAGAAAUAUGGUUUUGAACCAAAGAAGCUUUUGGAUCAGCUGACAGAUAUUUACCUGCAUUUAGACUGCCCCCGGUUUGCAAAAGCAAUUGCUGAUGAUCAGCGAUCAUACAGUAAAGAAUUAUUUGAUGAGGUGAUUUCAAAAAUGAGGAAAGCAGGAAUUAAAUCAACAAUAGCUAUUGAAAAAUUUAGACUUCUGGCAGAAAAAGUGGAAGAAAUAGUUACAAAGAAUGCCCGUGCAGAAAUUGACUAUGGAGAUGCACCAGAUGAAUUCAGAGAUCCUUUGAUGGAUACUCUGAUGAAUGAUCCUGUGAAACUACCCUCUGGGACCAUAAUGGACCGUUCCAUUAUUUUAAGACACUUGCUGAAUUCACCAACAGAUCCAUUUAACCGUCAACACCUGACAGAGAAUAUGUUGGAGCCAGUGCCUGAACUGAAGGAAAAGAUCCAUGCCUGGAUGAAAGAGAAGCAACAUGCAAAUCGUUCUUCACAGUGAAGUGUUACUUAUGUGGAAUACAAUGAGAAAAGAUGUGUAUUUGUGAACUUAGACCACCAGAUUAUUAAGACCCAAAAGCAAAUCUGCUCAACACUGAGGCUCUGCAGGCUACGUCUGCUGCACUGAUAUUAAAAAGGGUGAACUGAACACAUUAGAAAAAUGUUAUGUCUCUGUAAAUAAAUCUAAUUUAAAGAACAAAAAUAGUUAAAAGGAGAAAAGUUCAGAGGUGUUGGGUACAAUUUAGAAUACCUUUUUCAGUACAGCUACACGUGACCAAUUGCCUUGCGGCAAUUUUGAGACAAAAACGGUCUGAGCAAACAAUGUUUUUUUUAAAAUGACUGUGUAUUAACAGAAGAUGGCUGUAUUUUAGGUUGACGUUAUUACUGUAUCUUGCGACCAGUCGCUGCUAAAGGGACUGUUUUGUUUGCUGCACUAAAUGUUUCUCAAAACCAAAGUAAUGCACAGGCCCUUUCCCUAAAAUCUGAUGUUUUAAUUAUGAGGCAUAAUCAGUUGGCUCACAUGAUUAAUGGUGAGACUGCUGAAUUCUAUUUGUUUACCAUUAACUUAUAUUUUUGUCUCUAGAUUUUCUCCCCCUCCCCACCUCCCUGACACCAAUGCAUAGGCUUUUGUGCAAACUCUGUAGCAAGCGAGGUUAUGGAUUUCCUCCAUUUCUGCUGAACCAUGUUCUAUGACCAUCAUUUUUUUUCCACAGUCUGAUCUGCAUUAUUGGAAUAUUUUGAUUGCAAUAAGGCUUUUUUUUUUAAGAGGGAUUUUCUCCGAGAAAGUACUUCAGUCCAGCUGCUGUUGGAUUGCCUUCCUCUCCCUGAGGACCUUUUACUGCUACAGCACACUAGAGGGCACUCUUGUUUGCCAGGAGUUCCUUCAGCCUUAUAUCAAUGUGUUUUAACUAGUAUAUAGUUGGUGCCACUUCAGUGACUACCUGAUAAGUGAAUAAAAAUGCAAACUCCAAAUUCUUUUUUUCUAUCGGCCCUGUUGUAUUCACUUCUUCUGUUACAUUAAUUAGAGCUUUUAAUUCUUUGUAAGUUGACUACAUUUUCUACAUUCUGUGUAAUUUGCUGCGAAGCUUGUUAUUUCAACAGUCCUGAAUUGCAGCAAGUUGAGGUAAUGUGAAGUUACUUUGCAUUAUGGAAAAUCUUCUUUGCAAAUUAAAUAAAGUAUGCAAGAAAAAUCCCAAAUUACAAAUGAUUUCCAAAUAACUGAGUUGUUCACAGUUCCACAAAAACGCUUCGAUUGAAGAAUUGACUGUUGCCAUUUCUGUAUCUGACAAUUUAGAAAUCAUCUGGUAUCACUGGAAUAUCUUGAUGUUCUUUUAAACUGCUGCACUGUGACAUUUGCAAAUCUGCAUGGAUCCAGUUAUAGUAACAAAACGUGACUAGCCACCGUUUCCUUUCAGUGCAACAGCAUCUUUGUUAACAGGAAAAGGAAAUCCAGUUAUCAGGUUCGAGCAUGUGGGCAUGUUGCUGUACUUGUAUAGUGAUCAGUGUUGUGCUGCUGUACAUCAAUUGCAAGCCUUUGCUAUAACUGUGAAUGAUGAGUGCUCUGCUGCAUAACACCUUUAGUCUCGAAAUUGUAAUUGUCUAGCUUAAUUCUUUUUGCAGUGAAGUCUGUAAAUGUGCAAAAUCAUUACAGAACAGCAAUAAGUGGAGGCCACAGUACAAAAUGCUGUCAAAGGGAGCUAGAAUUUUAUUAUAACUUUAUACAGAAUGUGCACUUAUCCCUACCAUUCUUAGCACGUUCAGUACUUCUGUUCCUACCAAUUUUCCGUUCAAGGAUGUCCAUUUCAUUUUAGUUGCCUGCAGCUUGUUUCUUCAAAUUCAUUUGUCAGAUCUGCUGAGCAUAAGUUUUUCUGGCAAAUAUUUUACCAUGCUCUUAGAUUUCAAAUCUGGUUUUACACUUUUCAAAUUGUACUGAUUCUUAACUUUAGCGGUAUGUUCUAAUGCAAUGUACUUGAGUGACAAAGAGGAAGAUAGCCAAAGGGUUAAUUGAGGAAGUGUUAAAAUUGCCGGCUGUAAAAUCGGAUGAUUUUCAUUGCAAAACUCCAGCAAGCAUAUGUCCUAAUGUAUGAUAGUCCACUUAAUCCUGUGCAAGCAAUUUUAGGGUUCUGAGCCCAUUUCUGUACUUAACAUCUGUGUACUUCUGCCCUAAUUCUAGAUUAAGUAAAUAUUGUCACAUCAAAAGCUGGUCAUUUACAUCUCACCAUUAUAUAAAUUAACAUCUGUUGAUAGCUCUGUGCAAAAUUUGAAAAUGUACACUAAAUCUGUAUGUUGCAAGUCUAUAAAAUAUCUUGAAAGAAAACCUGGAAUUCAGCAAUAAAAGUGUAAAAUGGUGGAAAUACACAGCCCUCUCAGCGAUGUUAGUAAAAAGAGAAGACAGGCCAAUGUUUGAGGUGUCCAUCCUGCUAACUUAUCCAGGGAUUUGAACCUGCCUUGUCUCUAAAUCCUACCUGGCCGGCUCUGCAUUUCUACCCCUUUUAUAUUGUUUUUGAGAUGCCUAAAUUUAGCUUUGACAAUCGUGGAAUAUAAAUCUGGUUUCAUAAAGGACUUAUCCAAUCGGCAUUAAUGACUCUCUCUCUUUUUGAAUGGUUAAACUGGUAUUCUAGCUGUUUUAGUAGAGUGUCUUGCCCCACGUGUUGCAAUAGCAGUUCAACAAGAAGGGAACAGCGCACUGUCCUGGAUAGAGUAUUCUCACAUCAUGUCAGCUAUGGCUCAGGGUAGCACACUCGCUGCCGAGUCAGAUGAUGGAGUUCAAGUCACAUUUCAGAGACUUAAGUCCAACAAUUGCAGGUCAGCAAGUAUUAUAACUUGGAAUAUAAAGGAUGAAUCUUUUUAACUUGCUACUGGCCUUGUCCCUGCCCCUGUCCCUUCAAUUAGAAUAUUUAAACAUAAAAUGCUUUUGCUAAAGGUUGUAUGUUUUCUACAGCAGCUGUGUUACACACAUUAGGACUAGAUUAUUAAACAAAGAAAUUUAGACUAAGUAUUUUAUUAAGUGAAUCUAGUGCAUUUUUUUCAUUUUGUCCUUUUCAGAAUCACCUGUUUAAUCUUUUGAGCCAAAAUUUGUUGGCGUGGCCAGAUGUUGGCUUCUGUUUACUCUUUAAAUGGGAAGGAAGCUGUUCAGAUAAAGAACAUGUAAGGUGGCUUUGUGCAAGUUAUAUAGCCCGAUCUUAAAACUACUACUGAUUAUAAUGUAGUUAGUAAUAUGUGAGGCAAAGUCUAUCCUUUUCCAGUUCAGACAUGCAACAUGCACAACAGUCUGUUGUUAAUUUCACCUAAACUUGGAAAUUCAUUUUUGUAAUUUUAUAAAAUUUUGAGGUGGCCUGUUGAGAAAAUAGAUGACCUCUUCUAAUUCAGAACCUUUCUCCAGAUAAUACAAUUCAAAUAUAUGACUACCCAUAAUGUCCCAGCCAUCCAGAAUUAACAUUUUGACCAAAUGUAGACAUUCAUGGAUUUCUAACUGCUGCUUUGUUCAGUUUCCCCCUUUUUUAAAUUCAAGGCCUUAUUUAUUUUAGAAACUGUACCAGUGUAGUUGUGUAAAAGACAAUUGAGACCAUCCAUGACUUGAAAGAAUUAAAAUUUGUUUAAGAUUGUCAGAUAUGUUGUAUAAGGUAAUUUGCACUCCUUCAGCCAACUAAAAUGAUACCAUGAUAUUGUGAUUUGUAUUUACCUAUCCUUUAUACUCCAGUAUUGUUAAACUGGAAAUUCUAGCUCUGCAGCAAGUAAACGAGGAAAUUUAACAGCUAUGUUGUCCAGUUAGAAUUUGCAUUUUUUUGGUAAUAUCAUAUUGCCCCUAACUAUAGGCACUUGAAUUUCUGGUUUAUUUCUUAUUUUAAAAAGCUGGAAGUUUUCUUUGAUUAUGACAGCAUUUAUUAGAAAACAGCUGUUUUUAAAUGAUAAGCCUGCUCGAAAUGGUAAUUCGUAUAGACUUCUGAUUGCUUCCAAUCCUUUGAAUUCCAAUAAAUGGUGGUAUACAUUUCAAAUACAAAAUGGUAUCAUUGUCUUCUGCUGAGUUGGAGACUCUUCAUUCUGUUUUUGAAGCCAAAUAUAUUUGCAUUUUAGUGACUCUGAACUGGAUUCCUUGCAUAAUUCUUUGCUUGUCUGUGUCUUCAUUGUUCUGUAGACUGCAUGUGACACUAUUUCUUCCUGAGCUAUGGCCAACUUGCACACCACAUUCAUGUCUCAUUUUAGAAUAGUUGUAGAAUUUAUUAGAUUUAACCUUCCUCUUCAAACUUCUGUUUCAAGGUUUGAUCUAACUUGAGCAGUGGCAGGCAAAGAAUGACCAAAGUUGUAUAUAUGCGACUGAUUCUUCUGCAUUAUUUAGUACUAAAAUGAAAGAUGCAGUAACUGUUACCCAACUCUCUUUUCACAAGUCUGUGACAGGGAUGAGUAAUUCCUUC